AUGAGUCAGGAACAAAAACUGAUUGUACCCGAGACUUCUCUACUGAAGUACAACAAUCCCGUUCGUGUCUCAAAGAAGCAAACAAAAGUCGAUGCGAAGGAGGGACGCGCUUUCGAUCCACGUAAUGCCUGUCAAAUGGAGUCCACUGAAAGCAUCCUUGCCAGCAUCAUGCCGCCGAGGCAGCUGGAAAUUUCUGGUGAUUUGUACAUCCAGGAGGUGUCUUCAGCCCCAGCCUCACGUAUUGAAGUCGUCCAACUAACAAAACAACUGGACCAGCAGUUGGAAGCGAGAGGAGCGAAAAUGACUGGAAUUUGCCCUGUUCGCAGGGAACUCUUUUCCCAGGUUUUUGACGAACUGAUCCGUCAACUAACAAUACAUUGUGCUGAACGUGGUCUUCUGUUGCUACGUGUUCGUAAUGAAGUCCAGACAACACUGUCGGCACUGCAAUCAAUCUAUGCAUCUGGUGUGGUAUUUGGUCUGCAAAAGUCUCUCGCACGUGAAGCCGAUCGCAACCGUCAGACGACCCGCGUGGACGAACUCGAGGCAGAAAUAGCUAGCCUCAAGAAGAAAAUAAAGGUCGAAGCGCUUAAUUGCAAGGCCUUGGAGGAAAAAGAGGCCAAUCGACUGGCAGCUGCUACGCGAAGAGCAGAGGAGGAUGUCAAUUUUUUGCGCAAGGGUCAUGAGCAGCUUAAGGCACAGUUGGAGGAUAUUUUGAAUCAAUUCAAACAAGUAAACGAAUAG
This is a messenger RNA of Mesocestoides corti, 741 nucleotides long. The record is from the annotation of a GenBank genome assembly. Lineage: Eukaryota; Metazoa; Platyhelminthes; Cestoda; Cyclophyllidea; Mesocestoididae.